GAAACAGCUGGCCUGCCUCUCUAGUAGGGCCAUAGAAGGGGUAGGGGUAACCGAAGGGGUUCUCAGAAUCUUGAGCAAGCACCCAUGUGUGACCUUUCCCAGAGAAUUGCAUGCAAUAGGGCGACCAUUGCACAACUGUACUUUGAUGAAGUUGUAAACACAACAUGCCAAACAUUCAGGGCUUCAUCACAGCAUGCCAACACACUCGUGUACCAGUUUCCAUGUGUUCUGUGGUAGUAGUGUCCGUCUCAAUUUUUACGUCACUGUAAGUUGAUCUGUGUUUAUUUACUUGGCUUGGAGAUGCUGGCUGAGCACACAGCAGCAUGUGACGAGCCGUAACUAAAGGAGUCAGGUGUGUUGCCACCUCUUGUUAUUGUGAUGGUAUCUAAAGUCCAGCCCGAGGGUCAGUCUCUAGUAACACCAUUGGUCAAGAUAGGCCAGCCCAAAGAGUCUUUUGAUCUGUCUUCCCGUAGAUUUAAGGGUUUGUUUAUGUCUGGUGGCUUGUUUUCAUGGGGGGGCCAUCCAGUGAAGAGGGAGUUGUUUAUUAUGCAGGUCGGGAUCAAAACAAAUCAUCUGACCUGCUGAGUAAGAACCCUUUUAUUGAUCCCCCACUUUCAGGUUGUAUUGACCUUUAACAUGUUAAUACCUACAUCAGCCAUCACCAGCCUUGGCUGAUCACCAUGUAGGACAGACGGCAGCCCUGUCAAUACAAGCAAAACUAGCCGAACACUCUAUGAACAAUCUGUCAUCAAUGGCUUUGCUUGACUGGACUGGACCCGAAUGGCAGGCAGACUGUGACUGUGAAUGAAAGGCUACAGAAGACAAAUCUGGGAAGUUCAUUUGAAAUAGCUAAGCCAACAUAUAUAUAUAUAUCCGAUUUCAAAAUCUUAACAGGCAUUUUGCAAUUGUGCAGCGUAAGAUACCAGAAUACAGGGGGAAGUAACAAGGCUUUUAUUAACCGGAAUCCAAACGGGACCAGGAAGAGUAGUUGACUUGCAUAAAGGCUGUGUUGAAAAACAUUGCCCUUAGGAUGGGAUUUAUUUGUCAUUUAUGGGCCUCUGCUUGAAGCAGGAGAAAUAAAAUUCUCUUGAACCUUAUUUCCUUUGAACACUUGAAGGUUAACAGGAGGUUUUAAUUUCUUAUAGGUUUAGAUUGUUGCAAGUCAUAUAUGAAUGUUUUUUUUUUUUUUUUUUACUUAGUUAUGAAGGAAGUGUUCCUGGAUAUUGUAUCUUAUGCAUGGACAAAGUAUUGCCAUCACAUUAUUACCCAAGCCGACAGAAGAGCCCUAUGGAAUCAUUCUGCUAGCAAAACAAAACCAUAGGUCUCUUCUCUUAGGAAAUGUUCCACUUACUCUGAGUUAACUUACAGAAGCUUGUUGCUAAACCAGUACUUGGAAUACUCCCCUGAGGACAGGUGUUGCCUCCUAAUUUACAUAUGAUUCUCCAACAGCCAUGCCACCUACCAACAGCGUCUUUCUAAUGUGAUUACCUGUACCAACAUGACCUGCUGUACAGGAGAUUAGGGAGUGCAUCUCACCGACUCAGACCCAACAUACUGUCGAUUGAAUGUGUUGCCAGCCAGGCCACAGUUCGGGAUGGAACUCUGUCUUUGUGACGGGGCCACCGAUUGAAGAUGAGCACCUUCGUGGACGGCCAACACGCGGGGGACUAGUUUGAUUGCGCUCAUUUUAUCUGCUGUUGUCUUGACGUUUUUUUAAAAGCUAUUUAUAGAAUUGAAUACGAUAACCGCGAGCCAUCCAUACAAAAACAACCUUUGCUCCAAAACUGUGUGUAAAGAACGGUGAUUGUUUUCCUCUUCACUCCCCGUCGUUGCUUUAGGAACAGCCUCGUGUCGUAUGUCUCGGGGCCCUCCCCUUCGUCGUUUGCCCCUACCGAAGCACAUGUCAGCAACUCCUCCCUCUUCAGACUUACCGCUGCAGUCCAAGUUUACAAAAGCGCUUUUAAUUCAGAAUGGGAAUGAACGCAGAAGGUACAGUCAGCUGUAUCAGCACCCGGUGUCUCUAUUGGAGAUAAUCAGCAGUCGAUUAGGCCUACCUUGUCAGACUAAACCGAACACUGCCAGGCUCGUUCUCUCUACUACACUUCUACCUCGAUGGACACUCUACAUGAACUUUAGAAGUACGGAUAACAAGAAUACGUGAGCGUUUGGAGCUAGCGUUUGCUAACUCGUGAUAGCACAAGUGCUCUCACUGCUCCUGUUUGAUAACGUUAUCUCGGUUUUAGUUUUUACCUCGUUUUGAUUUAUGUCGGUAACGUGGAAGCGACAAUGAGGUCUUGACAUCAACAGUACAUGAUAACUGCUGACAAAAUGAUAACAGUUGCUUUGCUAUGGAGUAAGGAGAGAUUCGAAUAAAAGGAUAUCCUGCACCCCGGUCCUGAAACACCCCUGCUCCGGCUGCGUCGUACAGCCAUGACCCUGGGUACUGUGGAUUCCACAAGGAGCUCAGCUCCAGGCUGCUUCUGCUCGUGUUGUGGGGCAAAAAUGAUGCCAUACUUCACGGACAACGCCGUUGUGUCUCAGAACCAGAUCAACCAAAUCAUCAGUGAAAACUUCCUGACUGUGAAAGGUGCUGCCCUCUUCCUGCCCCGCGGAAAUGGCUCCUCACCAACAUCAGUGCCCCGCAUUGCUCAGCGGCAGAACAAACACACAGGUGACCUCCAGCAGCACCUCCAGACAAUGUUCACCCUGUUGCGGCCAGAGGACACCAUCAGGCUGGCGGUGCGACUGGAGAGUGCCUACCCCCAGUGCACGCGCUACAUGGUGGUGGUGUCCACCAACGGCCGGCAGGACACCGAGGAGAGUUUGGUGCUGGGCAUGGACUUCAGCUCCUCAGACCGUCUAUGCACUGUUGGGCUGGUGCUGCCCCUAUGGAGUGACACUCUGAUACACUUGGAUGGCGAUGGUGGUUUCAGUGUGUCCACCGUCAACAGGGUCCAUGUCUUCAAACCAGUCUCUGUCCAGGCCAUGUGGGCAGCGCUGCAGUCCUUGCACAAGGCCUGUGACGUGGCGCGCUGCCACAACUACUACCCCGGCAGCCUCUUCCUGACCUGGGUGAGCUACUACCAGAGCCGCGUGGCCUCCGACCAGACCUGCAUCAACGAGUGGAACGCCAUGCAGGACGUGCGGUCGCACCGCGCCGACUCCCCCGUGCUCUUCACCGACGUGCCCACAGAGAGGGAGCGCACCGAGCGCCUGAUCAAGAUGCGCCUGAGAGAGAUCAUGAUGCAGAUGGACCUGGAGAAUGUCACCUCCAAACAGAUCCGCACAGAGCUGGAGAUGCAGAUGACCUGUAACCUCCGAGAGUUCAAGGAGUUCAUCGACAACGAGAUGAUCGUCAUCCUGGGCCAGAUGGACAGCCCCACUGAGAUCUUUGACCACGUCUUCCUGGGUUCGGAGUGGAACGCCUCGAACCUGGAGGAACUGCAGAACAGUGGGGUCGGCUACAUCCUGAACGUGACACGGGAGAUUGAUAACUUCUUUCCUGGACUGUUUGAGUACCACAACAUCCGCGUGUACGACGAGGAGGCCACCAACCUUCUAGAAUACUGGAACGAAACCUACAAGUUCAUCUCCAAGGCCAGGAAAGCUGGAGCCAAGUGCCUGGUCCACUGCAAGAUGGGCGUGAGCCGCUCGGCUUCCACGGUCAUCGCCUACGCCAUGAAGGAGUACGGCUGGGACCUGGAGCGCGCCUUCGACUACGUGAAGGAGCGCCGCGCCGUCACCAAGCCCAACCCCGCCUUCAUGAAGCAGCUGGAGGAGUACCAGGGCAUCCUCCUGGCCAGCAAACAGCGGCACAACAAGCUGUGGCGUUCCCACUCCGAUGGCGACCUGUCCGAACCCCUGUCCAGGGCCCCCCACCACGCGCUGGACCGCUCCGACCCCCUCAACAACAACGGCCCCGCGUCGCUGCAGCACUUCCUGGGCAUGGCCAUGCUGCAGGCUCUGGGCGCCCAGCCCCAGCCAGAGCACCAUGGCGACGGCGACACGCAGCUCCCACGAAGCCCUUCCCCUCCCACCUCCAACGGCCUGUGUGACUCGGAGGAGCACCUGCCCACCUCCUCCUCCACCUCCAUCUCCGUCUCCAUCACGUCCUCCUCCUCCCACCUGGUCUCCUCCGAGGACCCCUUCCUCCCGCCCCUCCCCCGGCCGCGGGCGGCCACCGUGGUGCCUAAGGGCCGACUGGAUGUCUCCGCCCUCACCGUGGCCGAAGCGGUCCCGGCAGCCCGGCACCACCCCCCUCCUUCCCUCCACAUCCUCCCCCCAUCGCCCUCCCCUGAGCCCCGGCCCGACGACUCCGGCUCCCCCUCCCCCAGCAGCCCCAACCCUGACCCGGCGGAGCUGUCGCAGGACGAGGCUGAUGGGAGUAUAAGCGGGAUGGCCAACCUGUUAUCUUAUCAGCAGCAGGCCCAGGAGGCCAGCGUCACUGACAGCCUUCAGCUGUCUCUGGACACUCUUAGCGAGGGAGGGGGCCCCGGCCUGCCCUCCUCCCCCUCCACAGACACCCCCAUGGCCGUCAGCCCCCUCAGCCCCUCGGACUCGGUCCUCUCGCUCUCACUGGAGCCGAAGGACGACGAUAACAACAACAACAACAGCAGCAACCCGCGCGCUGGCGGUCCUGCUGAGGAGGCUCUGGGGGGCAGCCUGCCUGACAUGAGCACCCACAGCGGCUCGUCCAGCCUCAGCACAGACAGCAUCGACUUCUUCAGCGCCCGCGAGAAGUUCCUGGGGCUGUCUCAGGACGGCACCCCAACCCGCCCCGAGCCCUCCUGCUUGCCCAAGGCCGGCCAGUCCCGCUGCCCCAGCCAGGAGCUGCCGCCGUCGCAGGACGAGCAGGAGCAGGAGCAGGAGCAGGAGCAGGAGCAGGAGCAGGAGCAGGAGCAGGAGCAGGAGCAGGAGCAGGAGCAGGAGAAGGAGAAGGAGAAGGAGAAGGAGAAGGAGAAGGAGAAGGAGAAGGAGAAGGAGAAGGAGAAGGAACACGGCCCAGCUCCAUCUGAAGACAGCCAGAGAAAGGGUUCUCCUCAGCCCGAAGGUCAGUGCAGCCCUGAGGGUGAACCCCAGCCUGAUAACGGCGUGUCCGUACGGCAUAUGGUCACCGAGCUGGAGUCCAUCUCCCACAUCCAGCUCCCCCCGCAGCAGACGGCACCACUCAGCCCCCAGCACCAACAGGGUACACCCGAGCUCCCCUCAACGCCCUCUCCACCUCCUCCUCCUCCUCCUCUCCACCCACCCUCCCCCACCACUCCCACUCGCAACUGCGCGUCGGGGUCGGUGCGGCGCGUCCGCAAGCAGCUGGAGCAGAGACUCAGGCAGGAGCUGGAGGGCCCCCCUUCGGCCUGCACCCCGGCGCCCACCCCCUCUCCCCCGGCAUCCUGCUCCCCGCAGCCCUCGCUCAGCCUGGACUGCCCCGAGCACCGCACGCCCUCCCCCCAGCCAGGCGCCGCCGCCCUGGAUGAAGCCUGCACCGAGCCAGAGGAGGCCCGCUGUGAGGCUGCCUGUCUGGAGGCGCAGGACAAGAGACUUCCUGACUCUGACUCUGGUGCUCCCCCUGAGCUUCCCUCACCUCCAUCACCGCGGUCCUCCUCCCCCGUGUACCCAGAGGGUGGAGCCCAGUCCCCUCUCCCCGCUCUGGAGCCGGGCGCCCGGCCUGGCCUGCUGUGGCUUGAGGGCGUGACUGACAUGGAGACGGACACGGACACCCCGAGCCCGGCCCACACCUCGACCCCGCAGCCUUACAGCCGGCUGGCGCGCAGCAGCGAGGACCUGGAGAAGAUCCAGGAGACGCUGCGGGAGCUGCAGGCCUUCCUGUACGAGGCUGGAGGGGCGCGGGGGCCUGAGGGGGAGCAGGGCGAGGAGGGCUCGGGGCCCAGGAUGGAGGCAUCGCGCUCAGAGCCCAGAGGCGCCGCCGUGUGGCAGAGGGCCAUGGAGAUCGAGGCGCGCAUCCGCCAGGCCGGCCUCACGACGCCCUCGCUCAUGAAGCGCUCGGCCUCGCUGGCCAAGCUGGACUGCCUGGAGCUGUCCACCAACGACCUCAGCAGCUGGGACUUCCACGCUGGCCCCACCUUCACGUUCACCUCCCCCAGCAGCCCUGCUCCCUCCUCGGACUCUCAGAAGCAGCAGCCCCCCCUGGCCACCCCCCUCUCCCCGUCGCUGGCCCACUCUGUCCCUGACGACGCCUACAAGAAGCAGCGCGUGCUGCACCAAAGCCCCCCCAGCCCCCGGCCUGGACUCUGCCUCGAGGAGGAGGACAGGACUGCUGGCCCCGCCCCUCACGCCCCUCCCUCCCCACCUCCCUGCUCUCAGCACAGGCCCAAGGCCCGUCCCUCAGGCCCAGACCACUCCCACCAGCAGCCCUCCCAGCACGGGAAGCCACACCCAAUGCGGCGCAUGCGCAAGGCGGCGGAUAAAAAGCGGACAGUGACUGUGCUUUACAACACCAUGUGACCCUUAGCUCCGGCCCCAGGGACUGCACUAGGGGCCUAGCUCUGUGUGUGGAUGGAUGUGUGUGUGUGUGCGUGCAUUUGUGCGUGCGUGAACGUGUGUGUGUACACUGUUGUAUGUAUGUGGGUGUGUGAGGGUCUGGUGUCAGACUGUUUCAAAUUCAAUCUCUGGAUCAGUGUGGACUGUAGCUGUUUUUUUAAUCUAUUUUUUAUCUGGUUGAUCUAUUUGUUUUCACUGUGUGUGUGCGUUGAACAGAAGGUGGUGUCCCAGUGAAAUGAAAAUGUUUUUAUCAUGCACUUUAUUCUUUCCUUUUUAGUUUUAUUUCUUUGUCUUUUUGUUGUACAUAGAGGAUAUGAAUAAAGUUUUAGUUAUUGCCUAA
Molecule: messenger RNA, 6838 nt
Organism: Clupea harengus (Atlantic herring)
Lineage: Eukaryota; Metazoa; Chordata; Actinopteri; Clupeiformes; Clupeidae
Gene: ssh2a
Product: slingshot protein phosphatase 2a
Biological process (GO): protein dephosphorylation; negative regulation of actin filament polymerization
Molecular function (GO): phosphatase activity; actin binding
Source: RefSeq, a predicted model, not a curated record